Messenger RNA from Zootermopsis nevadensis, 2058 nucleotides. RefSeq names its product Osiris 5 (gene Osi5). NCBI's taxonomy places the organism in Eukaryota, Metazoa, Arthropoda, Insecta, Blattodea, Termopsidae. Gene Ontology annotation, cellular component: membrane. The record is from RefSeq and is a predicted model, not a curated record.
UGUCAUUUUAAACUUAUCGUAUUUCAGCUUUUUCUCGUUUUUAUCUCUUUUCCUUUUAUUUAUUAUUUUCUCCUGUUUUUCUCUCAUUCCAUUUCCACUUUCCCUUCUUACUUAUUCUUGUUACCCAAUUUUAUAUUUCUUUAUUCGUUCCUUACUUGCUCUCUUCUUUUCAUUUUACGAGGAACAUAACUGUGUUUGUUGCCAUGGACACAAUGAAGCCAUCCUUAACGCAAUGCAAAUACUUGGUCUCCCUACGUUGUACUCCAUCUUGCAACUUUUUGUACGAGUCAUCGCAGAUUAUUACGGUUCGUACUUUGCUUCUUUUGUGUUCACAAAAUCAAAAACACUUUGUAUCUUAUUAUUUUGUUUGUCGAGAUCACCACGCUCCAUUUAAAGGAACGUUCAUUUGUUACCCGAGAAACGGUCCUGCCAGUGAGAGGACGCUAAUGUGUUCCAUCGAAAAGCAGCCCCCCACUAUCUCAUGGACUUUCUUAUAUAAGACAAGCGAACAACUAUAUAAUCUCGGACAUUCCUCGUUGCAUCAGGUUAUCUUAUUCAAUGUCUCGCUAUUAAAGGGUGUAUUUUAAUAUAUCAGUGUACUCGGACAUUAAAAUUAUCUCAUAUGAUCUGUCGGUAUAUCGAGCUGUGAACUCCUGUGGAUUUGUGUCUCAGAAGGAUUUACUAUAAGCUCAUCGAUAUUUAUUCCACUACUAAACAUUUAAAUAAAUUCGACAUCUGACACCACUCAACAAAUAAAAGAGAAGAAGAUGUCUGCUUGCAAAGCCAUUAAGCAAAUUGCGCUGUUAGCAGUCUCCUGUGCGUUGGUCAGUAGUUACAUGGUUGAGUCACAGAAUCAGUGGACCAAAAGUGUAUCAGGAGACGGUAACAACAUUGCAGACGAUUUGAGCGAAACAAUUGAAAAUCUUUCUGGAAGUGUUAAUAUCUAUAGGGGUGUUGCAGGAAGUUUAAGUGAAUCAUGGAACUCAUGUCCAGAUGAUGAGGAACUCUCAAGGAAUUCCUCCAUCACCUGCCACGGAGUGAAGAUUGUGAGAAGAGUUAUGGCACAGUUGCUGGAUAGUCCUAGGAACUUUCAGCUGACAGACGGGGUUCAGCUGGUCAGGAUAGCCACUUCAGAUUCCGGAGAGGUAUCCUCAGAACCAACCUUCAGAAGUCUGCAGAAGGAUAACGGGAGUUUACUGUCGAGGGCCAAGAAGUUCCUCAGUAAUCAUGAGCUCAGGAUACGACUACCGGAUCUCCUUCCUUCCAGCGGGGAGUGGUCGCGCAUUCUAGAGCAGCUCGGAGCCGACAAAGAAGGUUCCAGUGCCAGGAAGAAAGACAAAGGAGGUAACGGAGGGUUGCUGGCUCUUGGUCUCAUGAUGAAAGGCAUGUUGACCGCCCUGGGUUUGGGCGGACUCGGGCUACUGGCAAUGAAGGCUCUGAUGGUCAGUGCCAUGGCCUUGCUGCUCUCCGCGGUCAUCGGAAUCAAGAAGCUCGCCUCAAAGGACGAUGACCACGGGAGCGGUCACGUUGUGCAGGUCGUACCAAUGCACUCCGGCGGUGAACAUGGACAUUACAGGAAGAAGAGAUCGUCGACAGAUGGCGAUGUCGACGACCCAGCCUGGUUAGCCUAUCGAGGCUACAAACACUUGUUCAUGCAACCUUAAUAUAGUUGCUGUAUCAUAACGCUAGGUUAAGGUCAGGACCACAUAUUUAUAUGUAUUUUACAAACUUAAGUAGGACUGUCAGUAUAAAGUAAGGUAUCACCUGAGCUGAGGUUUCGAUAACUUCAAAUGCUUUGAAAUUAUUUUUUGGCAUAUUUACGCCGUGCGAAAAUAAGAUAAUUAUAAAGUUGGUAAAUUAUUUAAAUCGGCGAGUGUAUAAUCUAUGAGUAUUUGUUAAAGUGUUUUGUAAAACUGUAUCACCGACAUAUGAAAUUAAUUAACGUGUACCAAAUAAAUGGGGUUUAAGAGUGAAAACUGAGUUCAAAUGACUUAGAAGAAGCCCAGUGACUGGGGCUUCUACAUAUGGUAAAUAAUCUUCGGAUAAAUAGGAUUUUAG